CUCAGAGCUCAGAAUAAACGCAAGAGACAACAGACACAACAGAGAACAACGCGCCGCCGCCGCUCCCGAUCACCACAACGAGCCCGAUCGCGCUUGGAUUAUUACAACUAUGACUCUGGAAGAGAUCCGCGGACAAGAGAACGCAAUGGAAAUCCCAGACAGGGUGCAAAGCGCAGGCGCAGCCCUGGAGGAGCUGCUGCAGGCUGCUAAGAAGCAGGAGUACCUGACAGUUGGAGUUUAUGAAUCCGCCAAAGUCAUGAAUGUCGACCCGGACAGCGUGGCAUUCUGCGUGCUCGCCACCGACGAGGAGUACGAGUGCGACAUCGCCCUCCAGAUCCACUUCACCCUCAUCCAGGCCUUCUGCUUCGACAACGACAUCAACGUGGUGCGCGUCAACGACAUCGAGCGCCUGGCCGACCUCGUGAGCGCGGGCGAGCCCGGCGAGCCCAAGGACGCGCAUUGCAUUCUUGUCACGAGUCCCAGUGCAAACCCGUGGAAGGACCCGGCUCUGGACAAGCUGAGUGGGUUCUGCGAGGAGAGACGCAGUGUGUACGACUGGGUGCCCACCGUCACGCUCCCAGAGCGCUGAAGGGACACUCCGCCAAAACAACGCUUCAACAUGAUGAUGAUGAUGAUGAUGCAGAAGAAGAAGAAUGAUGGAAAGUCAAGGAGCUGAGACUCAGUUGGGGAUUGAGAGGAGAGGAGAGGAGGGGGUGGGCGGCAAGCCUCUCUGCCUCACGUCUGGAUUAAGAGGAUGUGGUUGUAACCCACCCGACUCCCCCACCCCCCCUUCCCUCACCCCUGCAAGAGAACAACCUUCUAGCGCAUUCUGGGUCGGCAAGUUGGUUCCGGGUCACCCCCGAGGAAGGGAUCCCGUGUUCAGAGGUCAAGUGUGUACCGGGGUCGGUCAAAGAUGGAGGGGAUCAAAGAGCCUGAUUGGACACUGAGAAGGAUUGGGAAUAUGCUGCACAGUGCAUGCAUAGAUGACGCGUGGUGCCCCACGUGGGGGGCAAUGGGAGGGGGGCAUGGCAAGGUUUCAGACUUUGCAAGAAAUGGACUUGUGAAAGGGCCCGAAACUGGACUGAAUCUCAUUAGAUGGGAACGAGGAGGAUGCUGGACCCGGAAGAGGGUGUCUAAAUGGACUUUUCUUUUCUUUACCAGCGCAGUGAUCAGGGACUUCUUUGGAAUAGAGCACAGACUUGCUCAUCCUGAUCUGCGCUGCGUCUGAGCGCGUGACACGUAUUCAGAGACUCGUAUUUUGACUUGUAUGCAACAAGUCAUGCAACAUUGUUUGAAUUGUACUCAUUUCUUAAUGUUUUGUGAAUAAACAAUUUAAAUCCAACUCCAA
This is a messenger RNA of Gasterosteus aculeatus aculeatus (three-spined stickleback), 1348 nucleotides long. It is a transcript of the gene gadd45ga, whose product is annotated as growth arrest and DNA-damage-inducible, gamma a. Lineage: Eukaryota; Metazoa; Chordata; Actinopteri; Perciformes; Gasterosteidae. The record is from RefSeq and is a predicted model, not a curated record. Gene Ontology annotation, cellular component: nucleus; cytoplasm. Gene Ontology annotation, biological process: regulation of cell cycle.